UGAACUUGCUUGUAACUUUUAAAAGUUCCGUCUCCCAACAGGCGUCAUUCUAUAAAUAUAUCCAGACCGUUUUCGGUCUGAAAAUAUCUUUGAAGAAAAAAAAAUAAAAACAGAAAGAAAAGAUGAAGAAGUGGAGAGAAAAAAGAGAGGAAAGAAAAGGGAAGAGAGAAAAGAAGAGAAGUAGAAGGGAAAGAAAGUGAGGGAGAAGGGAAGCAGAAAAAAGAAAAGGAAGAAAAAGAAGAAGGAGACGGGAGGCAGAAAGAGAGGAAGAAAGGAAAAGAAAGAGAGGAAGAAGAGGAAAUGAGGAAACGGAAGAGAAGUAGUGAUAUAUAUAAGACUUAUACGGACCGAGUUCGGACAUUACCAUCUUCUCGUGUUCUAAAUUCAUUUCUGCGAAAUAAAUUCAUUUCUGCGAAAACCAAUUGCAUGUACAUCGACCCUACAGUCCCUCGGAAUCACAAAACCAUCGAUUGUCUAACUGAAAUUAUCUUUCGAUACUACGGAGUAAUAUCGUUGCAAAACCACGAACGUAUAAGUUAAAGGUUAUUAGAGAUAAUGUUACGUAAUGCUCUUUCGGAGUAAUAAGCAAAUAAAAUUCAUUUUUUUUCUUAAGGUUAACCACUUUGCCUUGCAAACAUUCGGAACGUUACGGUUUAAAACAAGAGUAGAACGACUUAAGCAUGAAAUAACAAAAAAAAAAAAUAAAAGCUGUUGUUCAUUGGAAUAUUCGGACCGAUCCUGGUCCGUAUAUAGAUAUACGGACCGGGAUCGGUCCGAAUAUAGGCAAUCCGUGGGAUUUUUUUAUCUUAAAGCUAAAUUAAAUUAAGUAUGAAUAUAUACGGACCGGUAUUGGUCUGAAUAUAUGCAAAGAAUCCAGAUGCUUCCAUGCUUUUCAUUUUUCAGACCGAUUUUGGUCCGAAUAUAGUAGAAAAAAUCCACAAACUUCUUCCAAUGCACAUUUUUAUUCUUUUCAUUUAAGGACAUUACCAUCUUCUCGUGUUCUAAAUCCAUUCCUGUGAAAACCAAUUGCAUAUACAUCGACCCUACAGUCCCUUGGAACCACAAAACCAUCGAUUGUUAAGCUGAAAUUAUCUUACGAUACUACGGAGUAAUAUCGUUGCAAAACCACGAACGUAUAAGUUAAAGGUCAUUAGAGAUAAUGUUAUGUAAUGCUCUUUCGAAGUCAUAAGGAAAUAAAAUUAAUUAUUUUUA
Messenger RNA from Rubroshorea leprosula, 1212 nucleotides. The record is from the annotation of a GenBank genome assembly. Lineage: Eukaryota; Viridiplantae; Streptophyta; Magnoliopsida; Malvales; Dipterocarpaceae.